AUGUAUCCCUCAAUAGCAACUCGUCCAGACAUAAGUUUUGCAGUCAAUAAAGGUGCUCGAGCUAUGAGAAAACCAACUGCUUCAGACUGGAACCGAGUUAAACACAUAUUUCGGUAUCUGAAAGGUACAUUAAAUUACAGCAUUAGCUAUGAUAGAGAAGAAAAUCUGAGAAUUUACAGUGAUGCUGAAUUUGCUGGAGACAAACAGACAAGACGUUCAACAACUGGUAUUGUGGCAAAAUACCAUGGAUGGGCAAUAUCAAGGACAAGUCAGUCACAGAAGGUAGGGGCUACAUCUACAACUAAAGCAGAAAUCAUUUCAGCAAGUGAAGGAGCCCAAGAAUCAAUUUGGUUACGUCGUUUACUAAGUGACUUGGUUGAAAUGCUGGAACAACAUCGAACACUUUAUAUUGACAAUGUCAGUGCAUUAAAAUUGGACUUUUUAUUUAUCCUUUUGGAAGCAGUGUUGCAAAAAAGGAAAAAUGUUUUUAACGUUCAAUCUAGUAUUCCUGGGUAUUUUCAUGAACCUACAGGACUCAUCAAAGACGCAAAACAACUUACUCAGUGCAUAUUAGAAAAUAAUUUGGAAGAAUCAGUACAGCUUCUGCCAACAGAAGUUUCUCAAAGUUAA
Schistocerca gregaria is the source of this 630-nucleotide messenger RNA. RefSeq lists its product as uncharacterized. The transcript has 4 exons. The coding region runs from base 1 to 630 and encodes 209 amino acids. Lineage: Eukaryota; Metazoa; Arthropoda; Insecta; Orthoptera; Acrididae. The record is from RefSeq and is a predicted model, not a curated record.